CUCAUAUAUCACUGGCAUAAUCCUGGUUGUGGCCUCGCUGCUCAAACAAGCUCGUAAAAUUACUACAGUAUGCUCUAAAGUUAUUACAUUGUUUAAAAUUUUUAGCAAUCUGUUGAAAAAAACUUCUCUGGUUUCUACUCUUCCCUCUCACAAAACCAACUAUAGUCCUAUAUAUAUAUAUCAUGUCUGCGAAUUCUUCAUCUUCAUACAAACUCCGAAGUCUUGUUACGUUGCUUCACCAUUAUUAUAGAGUUCGGUUUAAUGGUGAAUCCUCGCAGUUACAAGGAAUAGUUCCAGCUACUAGGAUCGGUUAUGGUGGCUCGAUAAGUCCAGGGCUACGGUUUAUCAGUUCUGGAGAUUAUAGAAUACCCAAGACGAUGGAUCAGGUAAAAAAUGAAGCAAACAAUGUUCCUCCAGAAGAGCCAGCUCCUUCUAAGCCCAGUUUAUUUGCUUGGACGAAAUGGAUUUUGGGGUCCAUAAUAUCAAUAUUCCUCCCCUUUUGGAAGGAUAAAUGGGAUAAUUUUCGAAGGAUAGAAGGAGAGGUAGAGAAGGUGGCAGAAGAGGUGGAAGAAGUUGCUGAGGUAGUAGCAGCGGUGGCGACUAAGACGGAAAAUGUAAUGGCAGGGGUUGCCGAGAAGCUGCCGGAAAAUAGUCUACUCAAAGAAGCAGCUGUAGCUGUGGAAAAUGCAUCAGCUGUCGUUGCUAAAGAUGCUCAGUUUACUUCCAAUUUAAUUCACAAGGUUGAAGAUGUGGAGCAAGACUUGAAAGACUUAAAGACGAUGGUUGAACCUGUUAUUGAAAAAAUCGAAAAACUGGAAAGCAACAAAAAGUAGCACAAUAUGAUUUUUAUUAUUCUUUUUAUAACUCAAAAUUAUAAAAGAAGAGUGACAUAUUCUUCUUCAUUUGUGGUGUGGCUUUAUACCACAAUUCAAAAAUAUUGUGAUUAUAUUAUGAAUGAGAAAAUAAUUAUGGAAAAGAUUCAAUUUCA
Nicotiana attenuata is the source of this 988-nucleotide messenger RNA. RefSeq lists its product as uncharacterized. The record is from RefSeq and is a predicted model, not a curated record. The transcript is spliced from 5 exons. Lineage: Eukaryota; Viridiplantae; Streptophyta; Magnoliopsida; Solanales; Solanaceae. Bases 183 to 833 code for a protein of 216 amino acids.